AUGAAAAUAUUAAUCGCGUAAUUAUUGAAUUAAUUAGUAUUAUCAUAAUGCGUAAUUGCUUAAUAUAGAUAUCAAAUUAUUUAAAUAUUUAUUUUACGGUCCAUGAGUGUGUCAAAAGUUCAAAAGUUAUUCUUCCGAUUUUCCUAUUACAAAAAUCUAGACCUCACUAGUCCAUAUCCGUCAUUCCAAGCCAGAGAUAUGACCACCACUCACACCAUGCAUUACAUAACUAAACCACCUUGCGAUCCUAAAAUAAUGACAUUCGGAGCAUUUCACACUGAUCAUAUGUUAGAAAUCGAUUGGACUGAAAAAAUGGGUUGGUCACGUCCAUAAAUUAUUCCUUUCAAAAGUUUCUCCAUUCAUCCAUUUGCUGCUUGCUUACAUUAUGCCAUCGAAUGUUUUGAAGGAGCUAAAGCAUACAAAGGACCAAACAAAACUAUCAGAACUUUUAGAUUAGAUUGUAACAUGUACAGGAUGAAACAAUCAGCAAAGAGACUCUCAUUACCUGACUUUGAUGGAGCUGAAUUAUAAAAAUGCAUUGAAGGUUUAUUGAAAGUGGAUCAGGAUUGGAUUCCUGACAGACCAGGAUUUAGUUGCUACAUCAGACCAACAAUCAUAGCAACAGAAGAAGCUUUAGGUGUUAGAGCAUCAAGCAGAGCAAAAUUGUUUGUUGUUUUAUGUCCCGUUGGUCCAUAUUUUCCAUCUGGACUCAAACCAGUUAGAGUGUUUUGUAACACCACAACAAUUCGUUCAGCUCCAGGAGGUGUUGGAGGAUAUAAAGUUGCAGGUAAUUAUGCACCCACCGUCAUGCCUUUGAAAGAGGUCUAAUAAAUUGGAUUCCAUUAAAAUUUGUGGAUGUUACCAGAUGGAUUGGUUUAAGAGAUGGGAGUUUGUAAUUUGUUUUUCUUCUGGAAAAAUAAGCAAGGAGAAAGAGAAUUGGUUACACCUUAACUUGAUGGUACCAUAUUGCCAGGAAUUGUCAGAGACUCAUUACUAGAAUUAACCAGAGACAUGAAAUAAUUCAAAGUUAUAGAAAAGAAAGUGUACAUCUAAGAAGUUAUCGAAGCAAUAAGUGAAGGAAGAAUGAUUGAAAUGUUUGGAUCAGGUACUGCUGUCAGUAUUCAGCCAAUCGAAGCUAUUGGAUAUAAUGAUAAAAUCUAUGAAGUUAAGUAUGAUCCUAAGUUAAAUGCUGGUGAGUUGUCUCACUAGUUGUUUGAUAUGAUCACUGAGAUUCAAACUGGAAACAAACCCCAUAAAUGGAUUAAUGUUGUGUGA
Messenger RNA from Paramecium tetraurelia, 1275 nucleotides. RefSeq lists its product as uncharacterized. The record is from RefSeq and is a predicted model, not a curated record. Gene Ontology annotation, biological process: branched-chain amino acid metabolic process. Lineage: Eukaryota; Ciliophora; Oligohymenophorea; Peniculida; Parameciidae. The transcript has 9 exons. Gene Ontology annotation, molecular function: branched-chain-amino-acid:2-oxoglutarate transaminase activity.